AUGUCUUUUGAAAUCAUACCCCCAACAGUUGACAAUCCUGAGCAGUAUGAAUACUUGCCAGGUCACUUCACCGCACACCGUGUACUCGGAAUAGACACAACGUCAAGUGAGCGAAGGCUCACUGUGCGGAUGAAAAGUGGCGAACUUCUGGCAAUGACCGUCGAUCGCCUCAUGAAUCGAAGCAAUGGCUCCGAAGCAUUGCGUGAAUUCCAACAAAAGUAUCGUGAAUCACCCGAUCCUCUUUCCAUGGACACCCCCCGCACUUUGAGUCGUUUUGGUGGCGAUGCACCUGGCUAUGACGAUCACGAUUCUGGCAUAGAUUGGUCGAUGGAGUACGGAGGUACCAAUGCCAGUGCUAGGCCCCGGCGAGCGGCAACACAAGCCUCGUUCGCAGCAUACUAUCGCAGUGAUGACGACAAUGACGAAGAAGAGGAAGAAUAUCCUAUUGAGAGUGACAUUGAAUCAGAUGAACUCUCAGAUGAUGAUGACGAUGAACCAAGUGAUGGUCGUCGCCGUAGGUUGAGACGACGCGCAAAGAACAUGGCCGCUACCCGGUACUUAUCUGAAGAAUCGUUUGCAGAGACAAAGGGAACAAGGGCUUCAUCUCGCAUGCGAAAGACCACCAGGCGCAAUCUGCAAGAACGAAGUGAAAAUGACGAAUAUUCAGCAUUCGAGGGAGCACCAAAAGUUCAAAAAUACUCCGGCGCGAAGGAAACCUUUCAUGCACUUCCAGAACACGAUGAAUUCAGAGUUCGUCACAAUGAAGCCUGUAAAGUUUGCGGAGAUUAUGAGGAUGAUACAGAGAAAGGUCCAUUGGUGUUCUGCCAGGGUUGCACCUCAACCUUCCAUCAGGUUUGCCUUGGGUCUCGAUCGGCUCGGAAGCAUCUGGUCACCAAGGUUGACGAGGGUGUAUUUGUUCUUCAGUGCCGUUAUUGUGUGGGAGCUGCCACCGAACAACAUGACCUGGUUCCUCACUUGGGUCACUGCGCUGUUUGCAGGAAGGAAGGCCCAAUGUCAAAGCCGUUGCGAGAGCGGCUUACGCCUCGGGAAGAGCAAGAAUUGCGACAAGCUAACAGUGGCACCGACCCAACUACCCCUGUUGAUAUGUCCCGUGUGAACAAUAUUGACAAUAUCAUGGUCAGAUGCACCACUUGCGAGAGAGCGUUCCAUCUCGAUCAUCUUCCAGGUGACGGUGAGCAAGAUCGUACCAAGUUUCCUAGCGACGGCUGGCAAUGCAAGAAUUGCUCCGAUGCUCCUGGUGAAAUUGGUGGUCUGGUCGCAUGGCGGCCUAUUGACCCUAAUUCCAAGAAUAAUUUGGUCGAAAUCAAAGCAGAGAUUGAUAAGGAAUAUCUUGUCAAGUGGAAAAACAAGUCCUAUUUCCGUGUCACUUGGAUGCCCGGAGACUGGGUCUGGAAAUUGACCCCCAAAGCAAUGCUCAACUCAUUUUUCCGGCAUGCCAGAGCAGCCAAACCCAGAUGGACUGCCGAGGAGGCAAUUCCCGAAGACAAUCUGCGAGUUGACGUCGUCUUCAUGGUGAAAUACUUGGAUGAGGCCAGCUUCCCUGAAGACACCACAAAUCCCCAUAUGAUCGAAUCUGCAUAUGUCAAGUACAAAGGGUUGCCUUAUGAAGACUCGGUUUGGGAAGAACCUCCAAGUGAUUACGAACGAUUGCAAGACUUCAAGACUGCUCUCGUUGACUGGGUCCUUCGAGAUGAGAUACGUCCUCCAAAGCCAAGCGAGCUCAAGAAGCGGCUUGCGAUUGCCCGUUCCCAAAAUUUUGAACAGAGUCUCGUGCUGCGAUCACAGCCAGCGCUUGUUGUCGGUGGUGAACUCAUGGAGUACCAAAUGGACGGUGUGAACUGGCUUUACUACAUGUUUCUUCGGCAAACAAAUGCCAUUCUUGCUGAUGACAUGGGACUUGGAAAAACCAUUCAAGUCUUGACUCUCUUUUCGGCUUUGAUUGAGAACCAUGAGUGCUGGCCUUUCUUGGUCGUCGUUCCCAAUUCAACUGUCCCGAACUGGCGGCGCGAGAUCAAGACGUGGUCGCCCAAGGUCCGGGUUGUCGCAUGGUACGGAAGUGCGUUUUCUCGUGAAACCGCCAGAGAGUUUGAGAUGUUUAACGAUGAAAAAGAACUGUGUUGCCAUGUCGUCAUUGCAUCAUACGAAAGUAUGAUUGACGAUGAUGCAAAGCGUGUUCUUGGUAAGGUCAAUUGGGCUGGUCUGGUAGUCGACGAAGGACAGCGCCUCAAGAGCGAUAAGACCUUGCUCUAUGAUCGCCUUGUCAAUAUGAGCUUCGGCUUCAAAGUUCUUCUUACCGGCACACCCCUUCAGAACAACAUUCGCGAAUUGUUCAAUCUGCUCCAAUUCCUUGAUCGCAGCAAAGACGCCGAAGACCUGGAGGAGAAGUAUGGAGGAGCCCUUGACCAGGAGGCCAUUAGGGAGCUCCAUAGCAUGAUCCGACCGUGUUUCCUGCGUCGCACCAAAGCAGAGGUCUUGCCUUUCCUUCCCCCAAUGGUGCAGAUUAUCAUUCCAAUUUCCAUGUCGGUUGUGCAGAAGAAGCUGUACAAGUCGAUUCUUGAGAAGAAUCCGCUUCUCAUCAAAGCCAUUUGCAAGAGGCAAUCUGGCCCAGUGCCGAAGAAAGACCGACAGAAUUUGAACAACAUCUUGAUGCAGUUGCGAAAAUGCCUGUGUCACCCCUUCGUGUACAGCGAAGACAUCGAGGAACAAACUUAUGAUGUCGAGAAUUCUCACAAACAGUUGGUUGAAGCAUCUGGCAAGCUGAAGCUGUUGAGCUUGAUGCUUCCCCAGCUUCACCAGCGUGGAAACCGAGUACUCAUCUUCAGUCAGUUCUUGCGGAACUUGGAUAUCGUCGAAGACUUCCUUAAUGGCCUUGGGCUUAAGUACUGUCGUCUGGAUGGAGGCAUGGCCUCGAGAGAUAAGCAGAAGCGGAUUGACGACUUCAACGCACCGGAAUCCCCCUAUUUUGCUUUCCUGCUCUCCACACGAUCUGGUGGUGUUGGUAUCAACCUUGCCACUGCAGACACUGUCAUCAUCAUGGAUCCUGAUUUCAACCCGAAGCAAGAUAUGCAAGCUUUGUCGCGUGCGCACCGAAUCGGACAGAAGAAUACCGUUCUCGUGUUUCAUCUGGUGAUGCGUGCGACCGUGGAAGAAAAGAUCAUGCAAAAGGGCAAAAACAAGAUGGCACUCGAUCACGUGCUCAUCGAGCGGAUGGACGUUGAUGAUGAGGAGGAAGACCUAGAAUCCAUCUUGAAGCACGGUGCUCAGGCGUUGUUUACUGAUGACAAUUCUACUGAUAUCGAAUAUGACGCAGACUCCAUUGAUAAACUGCUGGACCGAAGCCAGGCUGAACAGACCGACCAAAUCGCCAACGAGGCUGGUUCGAGUUCGGCUGCAGGAGAGCAGCCACAAUUCAGUUUCGCCCGGGUCUGGCAAAAGGACGGCGGUACAUUGGAUGAAGUGGUAGAGACGGAAGACGUACCCGUGGAUAUCACGGCCUGGGAGAGGAUUCUUCAGGAGCGAGAGCGCGAAGCCCAAGAGGAAAUCAAUCGUCAAGCCGAGGGACUGGGUCGAGGUAAACGAAAGCGUACGAAGAUCAGUUACAACAACCGUCAGGAAGACGAAGAAUACCGGGGAAGCUCCAGCCCUCCUCCUGCGCCACCCGUCAAAAUGCGCAAGCCUGCCCGUGAGGAAGACAUUGAAUUCCAGGCGCAGAACGACGUCGACGAGAGUGAGUCCGAUGUGGACAUAAACAUGAGUGCCGACGUGAACGAUCUGGAUACUGCUCCACAGACGCCAUCCCGCAAAUUCUGCCGCGUGAAAUUAUCGCCCCCCACUUCAAUGGGUACCGAUGGUGCAUCGGACCCAUACCAUAUAUGUGUUGCCUGCAAGCAGAACCACGCUCCUGGUUAUUGUCCACUGCGCCGAGCAGGCUAUGAAUACUGUGGAUUAUGCGGUGUGGCGCACUUCUCGGCCCGGCGGGUGUGCCCGCAUCUGCAAUCCACUGUCCAGGUGAAGCGAAUGAUGGCCGCAUUAAAAGCCAGCAACGAAGACCCGGGCCUCAUCAGUAUUGCCAGAAAUUACCUCUCUGGUAUUUUGUACUCCACUGCGCAACAAGAGCGCAAAAAAGGGAAGCUAAACCAGCUGGAUGCUGCUGGACUCGUUCGUCCUCAGUUGGCAGUCACUUCGGCCUCGCCUCGUCCAGAGGUGGGCCAAAAGGGUGUAGACCUAACGGAGAGCACUGCCCUCAAUGGUUGA
This is a messenger RNA of Penicillium antarcticum, 4275 nucleotides long. RefSeq lists its product as uncharacterized. Bases 1 to 4275 code for a protein of 1424 amino acids. Gene Ontology annotation, cellular component: chromatin; nucleus. Gene Ontology annotation, molecular function: histone binding; DNA binding; chromatin binding. Gene Ontology annotation, biological process: chromatin remodeling; negative regulation of transcription by RNA polymerase II. Lineage: Eukaryota; Fungi; Ascomycota; Eurotiomycetes; Eurotiales; Aspergillaceae. The record is from RefSeq and is a predicted model, not a curated record. The transcript is spliced from 3 exons.